Messenger RNA from Solanum dulcamara, 1664 nucleotides. RefSeq lists its product as uncharacterized. The transcript is spliced from 2 exons. Gene Ontology annotation, molecular function: calmodulin binding. Bases 133 to 1368 code for a protein of 411 amino acids. NCBI's taxonomy places the organism in Eukaryota, Viridiplantae, Streptophyta, Magnoliopsida, Solanales, Solanaceae. The record is from RefSeq and is a predicted model, not a curated record.
UUUGCUCCCAAAUACCUGAGUUUGUUUUUCCCUAACAAUAAAAGAAAAAAGCAAUCCCUAAUGAUGAAGGCUUUUCAUAAUCUCCUUUCAUUCAAGAAGAUAUAAAAUCUGUUCUAGCCAAAGGCAAAAAGAAUGGCAACAAGAUCAAAAGACAUAGCUCCUGCAGGGAAGGAGAAGAGAGGAACAUCACCAAUACAUCACCAGAGAAGCACAACAAACACAUCAAAAACAACAUCCCCUGUACGAAAACAACCUGAUCGAACAUUAGCAACUAGUUCUUUAAACAAGAAUGUUCCUAGCUACCUCAAACCAACAAUUGCUCAAGCCAAGAAGACUGCAUCUUCAAGUGACCUGCACAAUACUCACAGUACCAAAACUUCUAAUCUAGCUCGAAGAAGAUCAUUCGAUAAUAAGACUCCCCUACCUUCUUCCUCGCCAAAAACCCGAAUUUCCCCUAGUCCUAAGGAGAGAAUUCCUCGUUCAUCGUCGUCUUUAUCAAGCAAGACUUCCACUUCCCAGAAACCCCUUUUGGAUAGAUUCUCAAAAACUACUACAAGUAAGGAUGUCAUUGGCAGACAACGCAGUGCUGGGCUGACUUCUAGGCCAGUGACCAAAAAGAAGACGACCACAACCACGACCAGGAAGCACGAUAGUGCUAGUGGUUCAACUACAAAAGCAACAGUAACGGCAAAUUCUCCAGAUAUAGCUCAGAAUGUCAUUUCUCAUGAGGGUGAACAGUCAGAGCCAGAGGAUCAUCAAGAACUUACAAUUCAUGAAACUGAAAAGGAAACGAUCACAUGUGAAAAUGAAAUGAUUGCUGAUUCUGAUGCAGAGGAGAAUGAGAAUGAUUCAGCAACGGAGGAUCACAUUGAAGAGCUUAUUAAUGAAAAUGUAAACAGUGCUGAAUUGGAGGACAUCAAGACUGCAGCUGAAUUAUCCACACUAGUGGAAAAUCCAGAAAUCAAAACUGAAGAACCAGAAGAAAUCAACAAUGAACCUGAUUCAUCAGAGAAGGAAAAAGAAGAACCCACUAUAAAUGCAUCAGAGGAGAAUCAAGAAUUGAAAGAGGAGGACGAAGGAACAACCCACGAAAAAGAAAGUCCCAUGGUAGAAGAAACCAAAAGUCUCAGUCCCAAGCAAGUUGGAGUCGGGGUAGAAGAAAGUACAGAAGCAGAACCAGUGAAAAAUACAAGUGUGGCAUCAUCAAAAUCUCAACAUCACGUGGUCCAAGGAAAGAAAAUGGAAUCCGCGGUUUCAAAUAAUGUGAUUGAAGAGACUGCAAGCAAACUUAGGGAGCAAAGGAAGAACAAAGUGAGAGCACUGGCUGGUGCUUUUGAAACCGUCAUUUCCCUGCAAGAGCCCAAAUGAGUACUCAUCUAUUCUUAAAUUUGUGCAUCGUCCCUUGUUGUAUGCUUAUAGUUUUCCAAAAGUAAUACUGUACUACUUUAAAUUCUUUAAGUGGGAGUUUUAAUUGUUUUUCAUACAGUAUGUGAAACAGUAGGCAACAAUUGUUGUUUAUGCUAUUUUUCCAAUGUUUAACCCCCACUUAUUUACAUGAAUAUUAUAAAUAGGGAAGCAAAAGACAAGUUUUUUUCGCUUAUUCAAUGGUCACUUGACAUGUUAUAACAAAUUAAAUUACACUGUCAAUCUAUACAAAUUAAAGU